Messenger RNA from Rotaria sp. Silwood2, 1143 nucleotides. NCBI's taxonomy places the organism in Eukaryota, Metazoa, Rotifera, Eurotatoria, Philodinida, Philodinidae. The record is from the annotation of a GenBank genome assembly.
AUGAUUUGGAUACGUUAUAAAGCCGAUCAAAUUCAUCCAACAUUGGAUUCUCUUCGACAUACUUAUUCACAACAUCAAAAACGUGUCGAAAUACAAGAAGAUCUCUCUCAACAUAAAACAAAUUGGAAAGUCAUCGGUAGUCUCAUAUCGCUCGUUACAUUUGUCACAUUAUUCUUUGCAACAAUUGUUGGAAUACCGAUUAUUUUAACGGAAAUAAAAAAAGAAUCGAUCUGUUCUAUGACAUCCAAUUGGAUUCAAUAUUCAGCGAUAAAUGCAACUGCAGUAUGGAAUCCUAAAGGUAUCACUGUUGCUGGUAUAGCUGGUGGAAUACCAUCAACAUCACUUGACGGUUUACAGUAUCCUACUGAUAUAUAUGUAUACGGCAAUGGAACUCUAUUAGUAGUCGAUUGCAACAACAAUCGUGUUACUAAAUGGGAUCCAAAUACUACAGUAGGAGUACUAAUAGCGGGUACUGGUGCAUAUGGUUCUUGGAGUACCUUACUUGCUAAACCGGCAGCUCUUGCUGGUAGUUCUCCAGAAGCUGUAACAUUAAUCGGACGUUAUGGUCAAGGUUCUGAUAUAAAUCAAAUCGAUCAGGUAACCAGUUUAAUAGCUCCGGCUUUAUAUCCAUCAUUAUUAUAUAUGGCUGAUUCGAAAAAUCAUCGAAUUCUUGUUUGGAAUUCAGAAACAGAUACUACGAAAUUAAUUGCCGGUGAAUCAAACACAUUUGGAUCUGAUUCAACACACUUAUACAAUCCCAUUGGUAUUGCAUUAAAUGAAAAAACAAAUUCAUGUUAUAUUGCUGAUAAAUCUAACAAUCGAAUACAAAAGUACGAUAUAAAUGAACGAAAUUCAAUUGUGACUGUAGCCGGUUGGGGUCAACUUAAUAAUCCAUACGCCGUACAACUUGAUCCAUCCGGUACUAAUAUGUUCAUUGCAGAUACAUUCAAUCAUCGUAUUUUAAUAUGGACAAAUGGUGCUCGACAAGGCCGAAUUAUUGCUGGUGAUAAUACACCAGGUAAUAGUGCCUUUAAACUUAAUAAUCCAAUUCAAAUUCGAUUUGAUUCAAAUCAUAAUUUAUAUGUUGUUGAUACUAACAAUUCUCGUAUUCAACGUUUCGAUCUUAUCUCGAAUGGAUGUUAA